This is a messenger RNA of Aureobasidium melanogenum CBS 110374, 450 nucleotides long. RefSeq lists its product as uncharacterized. NCBI's taxonomy places the organism in Eukaryota, Fungi, Ascomycota, Dothideomycetes, Dothideales, Saccotheciaceae. The record is from RefSeq and is a predicted model, not a curated record. Bases 1 to 450 code for a protein of 149 amino acids. The transcript has a single exon.
AUGUCCCACGCAAGCGAAGCACAAGCGGGUAUCCUUAGGCCCAUGUUCUGGGCUCAUGUGUCCACAGACGAUGCAGGCUUCUCUAGCAUUCUGCACAUGCGGGAGUCUGCUCACCUAUCUUCUAACGAGCAGAGUCACGGCCCAAUCUCGACUGCGAGCUCUAUAUCCAGUACGAGGUCAAGCCAUUCUCAUAGCGAGUCAAUCGCCUCAACUUGUUCAACGGUCUCGACAGACAUUACAGCCUCAUCGCUCGAGAGCUCUGAAACAGAAUAUCCAGUCCAAAUCAGAAUCCAGCAAACACCACAAAAACGCAAGCCAGUACUGCGAAGAUGCUGGUCACCCAUCACUGAGAGCUUACGCGAAAUACGACAGAGGCAAUCCGAAGAAGACCUGCGCAAUUUGUACGAAGCGCAGACUCUGGCAUAUCUGAACGAUGCGAUCCAAUUCUGA